Brassica oleracea var. oleracea is the source of this 757-nucleotide messenger RNA. RefSeq names its product protein HOTHEAD-like. The annotation marks the transcript as partial. Gene Ontology annotation, molecular function: oxidoreductase activity, acting on CH-OH group of donors; flavin adenine dinucleotide binding. The transcript is spliced from 2 exons. The record is from RefSeq and is a predicted model, not a curated record. NCBI's taxonomy places the organism in Eukaryota, Viridiplantae, Streptophyta, Magnoliopsida, Brassicales, Brassicaceae.
UACUGUGGAAGGAAACAAAGUUGUGCACAGCAGCGACGGCUCUCACCAAUCAUCGCCUACGUUUUGGGCAGGAAGGCCAAGGCCAAAAGCAUACGGAGUGAUAUUUCAAGACGCAAAUGGACUGUUACACAAAGCUGAGCUGGCGAAAAACGCAAUGAACGAGGUGAUUUUGUCGGCGGGUGCCAUUGGGAGCCCGCAGCUGCUGAUGCUUAGCGGCGUGGGUCCUAUGGCUCAUCUUGUGGCUCACGGGAUUAAACCGGUGGUCUUAGACCAUCCAAUGGUCGGGCAAGGGAUGGGAGAUAAUCCGAUGAAUGCCAUCUUUAUUCCUUCUCCUACUCCCGUAGAAGUUUCUCUAAUACAAGUCGUUGGGAUCACAAAGUUUGAUAGCUACAUCGAAGGAGCUAGUGGUGUAAUCCUCUCUUAUAGUUGGACUCGUAAUUUUUUCGAUGGCGUUUUGAAUUAUUUCAACGAGAUGCAGACAAGCCGUACUACCACUUCCACAUCACUCUCGACUCAGUCCAUCACCGACUUUUUCAAAUCCAUAAAUCCAUUAUUAAAUGCAACCAUAAAAGCUGGUUUAAUCCUCCAGAAAGUGGCGGGACCAGUCUCUAGAGGUCACUUGGAGCUAAGGAACAUAAACCCAAAUGAUAAUCCUUCAGUGAGAUUUAAUUACUAUCAGGAGCCAGAGGAUCUAGAGAAAUGUGUUGAAGGGAUUGCAACUAUCAUUAAAGUGAUUAACUCGAAGGCAUUUUCCAAA